This is a messenger RNA of Cuscuta europaea, 1197 nucleotides long. NCBI's taxonomy places the organism in Eukaryota, Viridiplantae, Streptophyta, Magnoliopsida, Solanales, Convolvulaceae. The record is from the annotation of a GenBank genome assembly.
GUGAAAAUAUAAUAAUAAGAGUUGCUAGCCAUUAGGUAAUUGAUUGUUUAAUAUAUAUGAUCUGAAGGGUUUGGAGAUAAAACACAAAUUUAUGUUAGCAAGGAAAGGAAGAAUGGAAAUGGGAUGUAAUAAUUAUAAUAGGAUUGGAGUUAUGGAAGUGGCUUAUAUGUUUGUUUUGGUACUGGUGGCUAUAGGAGUUGAAGCUCAAGAGCACUAUGUGGUGGGAGGUGAUAGAGGAUGGGAGACCUCAAACUUUGUUCACUAUAAUUACUUGUCUUCUUCUCCCAGAAUCUUCAGAGUUGGUGAUGUUAUUUGGUUCACAUACUCAGCAGCGCAAGACAACAUAGUGGAGGUGGGAAGCUUGGAAGAAUAUGAGUCGUGCGAUCUCACAAAUCCGAUCAGAAUGUAUACGGACGGUCUGAAUAAGAUCUCUCUCGAUGAAGAAGGAAUCAGAUACUUCACAAGCGGGAACAUCGAAAACUGCAGAAAUGGGCUAAAGCUGCCGGUUAACGUCCAGCCUAGGGACAGCAAGCUGGCCCAUUCACCUUCAAUGGGCGGAGAGAAUGCGCCCACGCCUGCUUUAGCAACGAGCCCAUACUCAAUGGACGGAGAGUAUUGGCCCACAUACGCAGAGAGCCCCUUCGGCAGCGGAGAUAGCCCAAAAUCAUCUCAAAGCCCAUAUGAGAACAGAUUGGGAUCUCGAUUUCCUUUCAACGUGUUGGAUGGUGAGGAAAAAUGGGUCAAAAGGGGUUCAGUGGAGGCAGCCCAUGGGCCGACAUCACGAUCUGCUCCGAUCAAUUUAAGUGGUCUUUUCAGUCUUUUGGCAAUUGGGCUUAUGUUUUACGUCGUCGUUAAUUAGGCGUACAUGAACUUAACCCAACCCAGCCCAUUUUCAUUUUUGGGUUGGGUUGUGAAACUUAGUUAAUUAUUAUAUGGAGUGUCAUUGUAAGACCAUUAUUUUACCUUGUUUGGCAUGCUUUAUUGUUGUUAGUAUGGAAACACAAUGGAAAGAGAUGACAUGCCCAAAACACACUAUCAUAAUCUCUAUAUAUCUAUUCAUCUAGGCAUAUGGUUUGCCAGAGUUUUAAAUAUAUAAUGUAAUUUAAAGUUGAAUGAGCAUCAUUCUAAUAAUAAUUUCUUUGUUGUAGUAAUAAAUGAUAAAUUUCAACAAGUUUAAUCUAUUCCCGAAGAAUUAAU